CCAUUGCCUUUGCAGAUUGUCGAUCUGGAUCACAAGCGAAAUCAAAACCGGGAGGCCCUGAGAGCGCUGAGCAAGGAGGCAGACUCUUUGGACCCAGUCAUGGUUUGCUUAGGGAACAUGUUUGCACAGCUUCCUAAGAAGACGACUGAGGACAUGUUGCAGAAAGAUCUGGAACUCCUGGAUGAAGAAAUAGCCAAACUGCGGAAAGAGCUAAAAGUGAAGGUCAACCGUCUGUUGGAAGCUCAAGGUAAGCCGGAACUGAAAGGUUUUGAUCUGAAACCCUUGAACACUGAAGAAAUGUGGUUCAUGAGAAAGGUAGUGGAUGGCUGAAGAGGUCUCAUUCUGUGGUCUCCUUUGCUGCUUCCUUGGAUACAGCCUGACGAAGAACAUCUCCCUAUGCAAAAAGGCAGCUUCACUUGCAGAAAGGUGCUCCUGGAGCUGAGCAUCUCUCCACUCGCAUCUUUUGUGGGAGAUGCCUGGGGAGCCGGUGACGUUCCUGCCACCUGGAGCAAUGGGCUGAAGCAUUCUGCAGCAUUGACCACCUAUGUGGAGCAUGCAUCAGACCUUGAGGAGCACAGCAGCUGUCAUCAGUUUACAGUUUUGUCACUGCAAUGUUGUCGUCGAAUUCAGAGUGAAAGAAGCUUAGAACAAAAUUGUAAUUCCGCUCCGUUCUUGGCCAUGAAUGCAUGUUUAAAACACAUCUGGUUUUGUGAUAAUAAAUUGACCACUCAAACCCAAAA
Molecule: messenger RNA, 740 nt
Organism: Pogona vitticeps (central bearded dragon)
Lineage: Eukaryota; Metazoa; Chordata; Lepidosauria; Squamata; Agamidae
Source: RefSeq, a predicted model, not a curated record